This is a messenger RNA of Porites evermanni, 4059 nucleotides long. The record is from the annotation of a GenBank genome assembly. Lineage: Eukaryota; Metazoa; Cnidaria; Anthozoa; Scleractinia; Poritidae.
UGAUCUACCGCCAUCUCAGAAGCUUCCUCCACAUGGUUACCCCCUAGAACAUCCUUUUAACAAGGUCAGUCCAUACCUUUGUUAAUAAUUUUAAAGCCAUACUAUGGCAUGAAUAUUGCCAUGCCCCAAAUCAUGACUGGCACUAACUGGUUGGUAGAUUUUAUGUCAUAGUCUUGUUGCUCGUGUUUUUCAACCAUUUUCAUUGUGUUUGGUGUUGUUGGAGCCUCCCACUCAGCUGUUCUUAGGGUCGGACCAUCUUUUUGAGGCUUUGAUCUUUAAACAUUUUAUUAUUAUUAUUAUUAUUAUUAUUAUUAUUAUUGUUAUUAUUAUUAUUAUUAUUUAUUAUUGCUGGCGACAAGAGGAACCCGCAAUCCUAAUCUCCAGGUUGUUAUUACGCAUGAGUCGCAUGUACAGUGUACUGUAUGUAGCCAGCAUUCGUUUGGACUUCCAUUAAGAAUGAAUGGAAUGUACACGCAAUUUGAUCGCGCGCGUUUUGACCUUUUAUCUCUCGUUAUUUGAUCACGCGUGUUUUGACUCUCACGUGAAACUUUCGCAAAGCACAGCGAUGGAUCAAAAGCGUUUUUACCUUCGACGUUGUCGCCCGUACUCCUUAACCUUUGGUUGUUACUAGUUGUUAAUUUAAUUACCUUCCAAACGAAAUUUUCUAAACGGAGUAAACUUCCGUUUGGAAAGCAAAUUGCAAAGUAGUUCUCUCGUUUCAGUGAAUUUAAAACUAUUCUUAAGUGAGAUAAAGAAAUUUCAUUGAAGCGGGAAAACUUCCUGUCCUGGAGAUGUUAUUAUCAUUAAAAUGGCUUCAUUUAACGAAGCAAUCAUUUUUUUACCGUCUUGUGCAGUCUGAAUCAUGAAGGUUUGCGUAUUUUGACUCUCUUCUAUCAAAGCAACCAGAUAAUUUCUGCGGUCCUUGUCUCGCCAGAUCGCGUUAUUAUUUACUGUGUUCAUUGUUCAUGAGACUGUGACGACGAACUGGCAAAUUAGUUCGUUAUCUGUACAUUCGGUGUAGCCGGAAAAAUUCAAAAACCAAUUUGAGUGACGAGUUUACUUCUAAGGUGAUGGCAGGACGUUCCUGUUGUGCUGAUGAUGGCCACUUUGCUUUGCUUUACGACGUUUUUUUCUUGCGUCAACGGAACGAAUCCUUGUCGGAUGGAAAAAGGAGCACCCAGAUUCGAGACUAAAGAAGGAACUAACACAAAGGAUUUUGUGGUAACUUGUAAACUAAACAGCCAAGUUCGUGGAAUGAGGUAUCGGUUCGACAUCAGCUGGGUUUUAAAUACCUUCAUAGAUGCUGAGAGCAAGACUAUAAUUGACACUACAGUCUGGUUCAGCUGCUUGUCUCCAAUGGAACUUGAAUUUGUUAAUCCGCAGUCUCAGAACAUUGUUAAAAAGAAUAUUAUACUAAGUCUGUCAUUCAAGGGCGAGUGCCAAUUGUUAAUGGAAAAUCUUGUUGUGUGGGCCAAGGCAACCGAUUUACGUGUAUUAGGUUUUCAAGGGAAGAAAUUAAGCGUCACUCGCUCAACCAAUUUAACUGUUGCAAAAUACUUUAAAGAAAUUUCUGCUAUCGCUGUUGACAAUCAUGUUGAAAAUUUACCAGGCAUGUUUACGGAUACAAGGAAUAUCUUUCCAAAGAUGCAACGAAUGGCGUUAUACCAUAUGUCAAUUUCCUGGGUUCCGGAACAAUGGAAGUCUACCAUGCCUCGGUUGCAAUACCUCUACCUGAAAAAUAACAACUUGACCAAGCCACCGCAGUUCCCUUGGAAUAACUCCUCUCUUGAAAUCUUUCGUACGUUAACAAAAACGGAAGAUUCCAUUGAACAAGACGUGAGGAAUUUUGGAGUCCAUGUUGCAAAAAACAUAUAUGUCCGUGGCUUAGACUUGAGUUACAAUAAAAUCGAAGAUCUAUCCUCUCAUGAGUUUCGCGGGUUCUUGCAUAUAAUACGUCUUGAAGGAAAUGGCUUAAAAAGCGUUGGACCAACAUGUUUUUCUAAUUUGAAAGGAAUCCAAACGAUUGAUCUGCGCAGAAACAAACUAACUUCCCUGCCUAAAAAUCUAUUUCAGGGAUUAAGUUCCGUGUUAAAUAUUUCUCUUGGAAAAAACAACUUAUCAUUCCUUGAACAAAAUCUGUUUGAAGGAUUGGAAAAUAUCAAGCAAAUUCAUCUAGGACAUAACAAUCUCGCUUCUCUUCCUGAUGGAUUGUUUCAUUCUCUUCGCAGUCUGGAAGGUGUGCGUUUAGAUGCUAACAAGAUCACAAAAAUUGAGCAAAACCCAUUCCCCAAACACUCCGGUUUACGCUGGCUUAAUCUCCGAAAUAACAAGCUUUCUUCCUUUCCUUCCUGGAUUUUUGGGCUAAUAAAAAUUGAAGUAAUUGAUCUUUCAUUUAAUGAACUGACAUUUCAAGAUCUUGAGAAGGCAUUAGAAGAUUUUGAUCAACCAAUAUAUAGUGAUCCACUUGAAAAAACACCCAUAGUUCUUAAUUUGAGCAACAAUAACAUCAGCACGCUAAUAGAUUCCGCUGGUUUAGAACAAAUAAAAGUGGACAGAUUGAUUCUUCCUUUGCGCCAAUCCAAGUUUAUCUAUCUUUGGAAAGCCUACGUUAUCAAGUUGAGCGGAAAUCCAUUAGCUUGUGAUUGCAUUAUGUGGGCUGUCGCGAGGGAAGUUAGAAAGAUUUUAAAAACAAAUCCUAAAAUCAAGCCACGUUUCGACACCUGGAUAUGUGACUGGCCUUAUAGAGUUAAAGGUAAAUCGAUUCUGGAGUUAGGAGAAAAUCAGUGGAUGCCAAGAAAAAGUCCUCCGCAAAAUUGUCCACCAAAAUGCUUCUGUCAGGAACGUUGUUUGGAUGGUAUUGUUAUCGUCGAUUGCGAGGAAAGGAAUCUCACAAAAUUUCCCAGUAUAAUGCCACAAGGUAUAAUCGAACUCAACUUAAUAAACAAUGAAAUUAAGGACAUUCCAGCGUAUUCCUUUUUAACAAAUGUGACUGUUUUAAAACUGACAAAUAACAAAAUUGAUCAGCUUCAAGCAUCCGUACUGCAGACACUACGAAUUAUUAACGAAUUGCAGAUUGAUUCUAAUAAGCUAACAAGUUUACCCAGGGAAAUUGAAUCAAUGAAUUUUACGGAAUUGGCACUGGAUCAAAACUUGUUUAAAUGCGACUGUACAACCAAAUGGAUGAAACAGUGGCUUCUGAACAACAGAGAUCACGUACGAAACAUUGGAAAGGUGCUUUGCAACUCAGGAAACACUUUUGGUCAAGCAAUAUACAGUUUGCCAAAUAACAAUUUCAUUUGUUACAUGACUACCGAAAGGCCCAUUUCUGAAGAUGAAAAUGAGUUUCCAGAAACCAUAGUGGCUUCAUUUCUUGGCGGUCUCCUCCUAACGAUCUUAAUAUUGGUGGCUCUGUUGUACAAGUACCACAGGGAAGUUAAGGUUUUUAUGUUCACUCAUUUUAACUGGCACCCUUUUGAUCGCAUCGAUGAUUCCGAUCCAAGCAAAAUAUAUGACGCCUUAUUAUCGUACAGCAAAGAUGAUUUACCGUGGGUCGUCGACACUCUACUCAAGGGCCUGGAAACUCAAGAUCCUCCUUACAAAAUAUGCUUUCACCACCGCGACUUCCUUGUCGGAGCAGCGAUUGAAGAAAAUAUUUUGAAAAGCGUCGAUCAAAGCAAACGCAUGCUGAUGGUUUUGUCUCCCAGCUUUGCAAGGAGUGAGUGGUGCUUGCUGGAGUUUCGUGCUGCACAUCGUAAAGUGUUAGAAGAUCGUAUGAAUUAUCUAAUAAUUAUUCUGUUCGAUGACGUUGACGUAGCCGAGCUGGAUGACGAAAUUAAACUGUACAUGCGCACUAAACAAUACGUAAGAGUCGGUGAUAAGAAUUUCUGGCAAAAAUUGUAUUACGCGAUGCCGCAGCGUAACCAGGCUCGAGAAUCACUGGAGAACAGAAAUCAGAACCAAGCUGCGAACUAUGAGGACUCCGGCAAUACAAUUCCAGAAACUGUAGUAGGAAUAGAUCAGAGCAAUGGUGACACCAUAUUACUGGUGCAAAAAAGAUAG